UAUUUUUCUUGUUGCAGUACCCGGCUCACCUGGCAGCGGCAGCGCGGCGCCAGGCGGGUCAGCAGGAUCAAGAGGAGCCCGCGAGGUCGCCCACGAUGGACGCCCUCACGCCCCCGCCCCAGCCGGGAUCUGAAGGCGCCCGCACCUACACCCUCACUGAGGCUUCGGACGACCUACACCAGUGCCACGCCCACGAUACCCCACACGCCGCCCACGACUCCCCACACCCUUCCCACGACACGCCACACCCCGCCCACAACACGCACUCUCUCCCCGCCCACGACACAUACUCACUCCCCACCUACGACACCCACUCACUCCCCACCCACAACACCCAUUCACUCCCCGCCCACGACGCCUACUCACUCCUCAGCCCAAAACUCACCGUACUGCUCAAGCCUUGCAAGGGGGACUCACAAACAGCCGAAGUCGAGGCUGAGGAGGAUCGCCUGUCUUCAGGUACUUACAGCGUCCCUCCUGCCUCCGUGCCUACCACCCCACUGCCCCGCACACCUGCUGCCCCGUCUAGCACCUGCCCCGUGCACCCCACUCAUACAGCCUCCCUGACAGGGGGCUCCAGCUCUAGGUCCCCUGCGUCAGACUCACAGCUACUGCAUUGUGGUAUUUGUACACGUCGCUACUCCAACCCCAAGGUGUUGCCGUGUCUACACACAUUCUGUGAGAAGUGUCUUAUUACGUACACACCAGCAGAGUCACUCACCCUCACCUGCCCUGUGUGUCGACAGCAGUCCAUCCUUCCUAAGGACGGGGUUCCAGGUCUCCAGAGUAACACCUGGGUACGCGGUGUGAUGGAAGCCAUGGACGGGGGUGCCACCCCGGCCCCCUGCGCAGACUGCCGUAAUAGUGACCCUGCUGCCCGAUGCCACCAGUGCCAUACCCUGCUAUGUGUCGCUUGUGCCCAGUCCCAUACCCAGGGUAUCGUGCGUAACUUAGACAAGUUUACGAUGGGUAACUAA
This is a messenger RNA of Cherax quadricarinatus, 977 nucleotides long. The record is from RefSeq and is a predicted model, not a curated record. Lineage: Eukaryota; Metazoa; Arthropoda; Malacostraca; Decapoda; Parastacidae.